Messenger RNA from Metopolophium dirhodum (rose-grain aphid), 2928 nucleotides. RefSeq names its product synaptic vesicle glycoprotein 2B-like. NCBI's taxonomy places the organism in Eukaryota, Metazoa, Arthropoda, Insecta, Hemiptera, Aphididae. Gene Ontology annotation, molecular function: transmembrane transporter activity. The record is from RefSeq and is a predicted model, not a curated record. Bases 935 to 2497 code for a protein of 520 amino acids. Gene Ontology annotation, cellular component: membrane. Gene Ontology annotation, biological process: transmembrane transport. The transcript is spliced from 12 exons.
GUCGCGUGAAAACCACCGCGGAAACUCGUGCCGGGGUAUAGAGGUGCUGCUGUAAAGCUGUUAUUGUUUCUCCUCGCACGUUGUUUCAGGUGAACAGAGACAAUCCUAACGCAGUCUUCGUUAUAUCUAUAUUUAUUUUUGAUACACAGUGGUCGGUGCGUGAGCGAUUUAUCAUUUUAAAAGCUAUAAUAAAAACGGUCGUCAGAUAUAAAUAUAUUACAUUAUUAUUGUUUGCCGGUUCUAUAAAUUAUAACAUUACGAUGUGAGAUACUCCUACCACGAUCGACGCAGACCACUCAUUUGAUGAACGCAGUCUGCCGCCGCCGCCGCCGCCGCCGCCGCCGACGUAUCUCUAUUAUUUGUGUUUUUAUCUGAGCCUAUAUUGUUCUCAGGCCGUCGUUUUUGCAUAUCUUUAUGUUAGAUGCGCACCGCGACAGUCUGCCACGACAUUUAUAGGUACGCGGUACCCGAUCGCGAUAAUACCACCGAAAAAACCGCCCAAGUCUCCUACGACGAUAUUAUAUAAUUAUAAUUAUUACCUAAUUAUUAUACACGACAUUUAUAGUUGGAGCUCGAACGUGAGUGUGUGCGCCCACCAAAGUCGAAAAGCCGAACAGAUCCGAAUUAAUAUCGUACUGAUAUAAUAUAUUAUUAUAAUAUAAUAUUAUAGUAAUCAUUACUACCUCGUGUCGUCUUCGUAUUUGUUCGCGUAUGCGCGUGUGCCCCGUGCGAGAGAUAAACGUUUUUUUUUCUGAAACACAUAAUAUUAUAUUAUUGUUUUAUUAUUAUUUAAUACACGUCAUAUUUUUGUAUGCUGUUAUUGAUUAAACAUUAUUUUUAAUUCGGUUUUGUUUUUAUUUAAAAUUUUACUUUUCGGUUUUGGUUCAUCUAUGCAGAAACUCGUACUACAGACUUACGAAGCACCAGGGACGUGAUGGGUUUGGAUUUCUUGGACAAUGGAUCAAUUUUCGAGCACGCCAUAACGUGCGCAGAAUUCGGCCGAUUCCACUACUUCUUGUUGGCGCUAUGUGGUCUCAUCUACAUGAACUGCGCCAUAUCCGUGAGCGUCGUGUCUUUCGUCCUGCCUUCGGCGCAAUGCGAUUUCCAACUGAGCUCAUCGGACAAGGGUCUGUUGAACGCCGUCCCGCUUUUGGGAAUGCUCCUGGGAGCGUACUUUUGGGGAUGUCUGGCCGAUAUGCACGGUAGAAAGAAAGCUCUGAUCGCAGCGCUACUUGUGGAUGGCCUUUUCAGCCUGCUUUCGAGCUUCCUCACUUUCUUUUGGCCUUUUUUGUUCUGUCGUUUCUUCAGUGGUUUUGGGCUUUCCGGAUACUUGGGAAUUUGUUUCUCGUAUUUGGGCGAAUUUCAGCCGAAAAUCUAUAGAGAAAAAGUGCUGUCGUGGCUGGAAAUGUUUUGGACUGUCGGCAUUAUACUGCUACCACUGGUUGCUUGGGGCAUCAUCCCGAUGACGGCCAACUAUGCCAUCGGCAUACUCCGGUAUUCGUCAUGGAAUUUGUUCCUCACGUUGUGCUCGUUACCCAGUAUCCUGUUGGCCCUGUGGCUGACUAGGUUCCCGGAAAGCCCAAAGUUCCUGUUGGAGUGCGGUGAAUUCGACGAGGCGCUAGAGUGUCUGAAACGGAUUUACACGGAGAACACGGGUGAACCGGGAGAAGCAUAUCCCGUGCGAAGUCUAAUCGAGAACGAGGUCCGAUGCAGUGUCAUCAGCAUACAGUCAAAGCGUUCGUUACGUAGCAUGAAGACGGUAAAGACGCCAAAAGACCUCAAGAAUCUGCUGAACGAGGUGUGGUACCAGACUAAAGAGAUGUUCAAACCACCACACCUGAAGAACACGUUACUCACGUGUCUCAUACAGUUCGGGCUGACGUCCAGUUACUACACGCUGAUGAUGUGGUUCCCGGAGCUGUUCAACAGGUUCGAGACAUUCGAACGCCAGCAGCCCGGCGUGGACGUUUCAGUGUGCCAAGUGUCGUCCGUGUACAUAGAACACGACGGAGCGCUGAACACGGUAGACUUGUGCGGGUCGGCGGUCGGCGAAUCCGUAUACACCCACACCCUGUGGAUCGGCAUAGCGUGCAUACCCACGUCGCUGUGGAUGCCCCUCUGCGUGCACCGGCUUGGCGCCAAAUUCUUCUUAGUGAUGUGCUUAUUCGUGUCCGGAAUUGUGGCCGCCGCUCUGUACUUCGUGAAAAACGCUCUGCAAAACCUCAUACUGUCGUGCCUAUUCGAAGCGUUCAGCGGACUGGGAAUCAGCGUAUUGCUGUGCAUCAUGGUCGAUCUGUUCCCCACCAACAUGAGAGUAAUGGCAGCCGCGGCUUCAGCGACGUUCGGACGCCUCGGAUCACUGAUGGCCAACAUCACAUUCGGACUGCUCAUCGACUCACAUUGCAUCCUGCUAAUCAUCAUAUUCAGCUCGUUGUUGAUAAUAAGCGGUCUGCUCUCUUUGGCUCUCCCAAACGGCAACAAUAAAGACUUAGACUAGCGGUCGAUUAACGCUAACCACUCCAUCGGAUAUACAUAUUCGGUGAUGUGCACAAAAAAGAUAAAACUGUAAGUUGGACUUUUUAUCAUUAUAUACAGAUAUUGCUUCAAACUGCUGUUGAAUCAACGCUGAACCAUGUCCGUCGUGAGUGUACUAAAUAACUGUUGUUCUGGAUACAAAAUAUUUAUUUUUGGAAAAAAAAUUAUUUGUAAGUUUAUAACUUAAUUAUAAUGUGACAACUUUUUUUUUUGUAAAUAAAUAUAUGUAUCCGUUUAAUAUUUAAUUUUUAAGUACCUACCAUUUACGAAUUUUUCAUUCAUUUUUUUAAUAUUAUAUUAUUAUAUAAGAUAAAAAAUAAAAUAAUAUUUUAAGCAUAAGUUAUAAUACGCACUUGUAAUUUUUAUUAAAAUAUUAUGUUUUAUUUAUAGUUA